Messenger RNA from Xiphophorus maculatus (southern platyfish), 2561 nucleotides. RefSeq names its product glutathione hydrolase 5 proenzyme-like. Gene Ontology annotation, cellular component: plasma membrane. The record is from RefSeq and is a predicted model, not a curated record. NCBI's taxonomy places the organism in Eukaryota, Metazoa, Chordata, Actinopteri, Cyprinodontiformes, Poeciliidae. Gene Ontology annotation, molecular function: leukotriene-C(4) hydrolase activity; glutathione gamma-glutamate hydrolase. The coding region runs from base 164 to 1921 and encodes 585 amino acids. The transcript has 12 exons. Gene Ontology annotation, biological process: leukotriene D4 biosynthetic process; inflammatory response; glutathione catabolic process.
GGAUUUUUGCCUCCAGUUACAUUUCCGCAUAUUUGCACCAAACAAAACUAUAACCACAACUAGGAAACUUUAAGGAAGCGGGAAAAAAAAUUGGCAUUGAUCCCCUGGGUUGUUACUAUAACCUUAUCUUUUUCUGCAGCGCUUCCUUGUGCUGCGCACCGGGAUGUGGAGAGGGGCCCAGCGGGGCCCGCCUCCUCUGGUCCGACCAGGUGCGCAGCCCUUCACUCCCGCAGAUCGCUGGAUUCUCCAGCCUGGUGCACAGCGAGAGCAGCGAGGCAUGGCGAGAUCCAAGGCCAGGGUGUACACUUGUUGCGCGCUGCUUGUUGUUGUUGUGAUCGCCAUCAUCGUGAUCAUAACUGUCACUACGAGACGCAGGUGCGCGGACGACACUUUCUCGAAAGCUGCCGUAGCCGCAGACGCGAGGAAAUGCUCAGAGAUUGGAAGGGACAUGCUGCGACGAGGCGGCUCGGCGGUAGAUGGCGCCAUCGCCGCGCUUCUGUGCACCGGCAUCAUGAACCCGCAGAGCGCGGGGAUCGGAGGGGGGGCCAUUUUCACCGUGAUGGACAGAUCUGGUCAAGUGAAGAUCAUCAACUCCAGGGAGACCGCGCCGUCAAAGGUGGACCCUGAUCUGCUGAAGUCCUGCCCAUUAAACCGGUCAGGAAGCAAAUGGAUUGGUGUGCCAGGGGAAAUUCGAGGCUACGAAUUGGCGCACAAACUUUAUGGAAAACUGCCGUGGGCCGCGCUCUUCCAGCCGACCAUCAAGCUGGCCAGAGAGGGAUUCCCUAUUCCUCCGGUCCAAGGAUUGUUCAUCCCACUCAUUAACAAUUCGCUGACCGCAAGGAAACUAUAUUCAGAUGAAACUGGGACCCUGCUGAAGACCGGAGACAAGAUCAAGUUUGAGAAACUGGCCGACACUUUGGAGCUGAUUGCAAACAAAGGAGCGUUCGCCUUCUACACCGGAAGGGUAGCGGAGGAUUUAGUCCGUGACGUGCAGCAGGAAGGAGGAAACCUGACGCUGGAAGAUUUGGCAUCAUAUAAGGCCACAGUGACCGAGGCGUGGGUUGCCCCAGUGGGAGAGUACCAGAUGUACAUACCCCCGCCCCCGUCAGGAGGACCGCUCCUCAGCCUCGUCCUCAACAUCAUGAAAGAGUAUCAGGUGAGGUCGGCCCCUCUUUCUGUUGAGGAAAAGAUUCGGUUUUAUCACCGCUAUGUUGAAGCUUUUAAAUUUGCCAACGGACUAAAGAGGCACAUUCGGGACCCACGCUUCAAAUCAGACAAAAUGGCAAAGGAAAUAAUAGCAGAAAGUUUUGCCAAACACAUAGGGAGCCUGAUCAGCAGCGACAGGACACACGACAACCAGUAUUACAAUCUCACCACGUAUCUGGACAGUCUGGGCACCACGCACGUGUCCGUUCUGGCCGAAGACGGGUCAGCCGUCGCCGUCACCAGCACCAUCAACUACAUGUUUGGCUCCAAGGUCUACUCUCCCAGCACUGGGAUAUUCCUGAACAACCAGCUGUCGGACUUUUGUGGAAGGGUCGAUAACGUCUUUCCCGGGGAGCAGCCCCCCUCCUCCAUGACCCCCGUUGUGCUGAAGUCAAAGUGGAAGACGCUGGUGAUUGGAGCGAGUGGUGGGAGCAUGAUCACGACGGGGCUGGCCUCGGCUCUCAUCAACCACCUUUGGUUUGGGAAGAGCCUUAAAGAGGCGAUUGAUACUCCGGUUGUCUAUGUUGACUCUGAAAACAAAGUGAAGUUCGAACCCAAGUUUGACGAGGGUGUCAUCAAGGCUCUCAGAGCGUUUGGGCACAAAAACGAAACGGCAAGGAAAUUCUACAAUGUGGUUAACGCUGUGGAGAAAAAGGACGGCUGCAUCUGUGCUGUGUCUGACGACAGGAAACUGGGUGAAGCAGCUGGUUACUGACAAAACCAGUCAGUAACGCUGGUAACGGAGGAUGUCCUGAAAAUGAGCGAGAUCUUCCUGCAGCAGAAGGUGUCUGUUGUUCUUGAACAUCACUGAAAGAGAAGCGAAGAAACGGGUUUAAUUUGCAGAGCCCCUGCAGAAACACGCCUUCCUGACAGACUGUUGUCGUUACAAGGAAAAGAAAGAAAAAGAAAAAAAAGAGACUUUUCUUUUAGCACUGCAAGUCUGUGCGUGUUUUUCUAAGUGCAAGUCUGGAAUGCUUCUUGUUUCCCUUUACAUUUCAUUGAAACAUUUUCAGAUUUUCACUGGCAACCCUGAUGGGCCUGUGGUCUCUGUCGGCGACACUGGAGGACCGUUGUUUGAUGUUGACAUAUUGCUCUUCAUCUCAUUUCUGUUAAUAGCUCUGGGGAAAAAGUCACAGUGAUAAUGACCGCUGGCCACACAACCCAGGCCACAUUUGUAGAAAGAUACCAAAGAUACCAAAGAUGUAUUUUUUAAUAACAGUCUUUUAUAUACAUGCAUUGACAAACACUGGACUUUCAGAGCAAUCGCUGUCCGAAUGUAUUUGUACUUGAUCAGCAGGUCUUUGAGUAAAUCCUAAAAUGUAACGUGCAAAAUAAAAAUCUAAAAAUCUGUGCAU